GUUACUUUAUUGAAGUAAUUCUCAUUAAGACACGUGAAUCUUUGAUUUAAAAAAAAAAAAAAAUACGUUUUUGCAUGUAUGAGUAGCAGAGCUGUCACUGCGUCUUUGAAGUAUGCCGGCGUGGAACGAGACGCUGCAGCACCGAGGAGAGGAGCCGGCUUCCGCCCUCGAGCCGAGCACCGUCGUCAGUGACCUCGAGAAUAACGAUGUGAUGUCGGGAAUAGAAACUGUCCGGUUGAGUAGUGGUAUUUCUUCAACUGCAGAAGUAACUGAAAACACAAUGACCAAGAUUCCAAGUGUCAUCUACGAACCUUGUGAUGAAAGUGAGCUUUCGUCAACUCCUAUGGAUGAAAGGCACUACACUAUUGACAAAUUACCAUCUUUGCAACUAGAUGAAGACUUUGACAUUGACCAGUUUACCAGCUCUUCAAGGGAUCCUGUGUCUUCAAUUAGUCCUCUCACUGUGCAAUCCUGUCCAAAGGAACAGGUGGAACUUCCGGAUGAUGACGAUUUCUUGGCACAGUUUCCUUCAAUCGAUGUAAAUGAAAAGAAAAAACCACCCAAAAAGCCUGCGACUCGCAGAAGUAGUCGCAAGACCAUUGCUCAGUACGCCAUAAGAAGUCCCGAAAAUUCACCGGAACGUUCUCCCAGUCCACCUCCACAGUCCUCUUCAGUACCUACUCCUGCACUGAGCGUGUACAAAGUUACUCCAAGUAAAUCUGUACCCGUUGUGGGAGUUAUUUCCAGUCUAUCCACAAGAGACCUUGAUAAACCACAAAGCAGUCCUUUGAAUUUGAAAAAACGCCCAAGUGAAAAAUUGGGUUUUGAUGGAAAUGCCGAAAACAGAAAUCCAAAAAGAGGUAGGAUUGUUGUUUGCCAUAAUGUUUUUGAUGGAGCUACUCCAUCAACGUCUCAGUUUCCUUUGAUCGAGAAACAAAUGAAUAUACCUGGUAAUCACGAUUACUUAAGAUCAACUUUCAAAAAGGAUGAAGAUGAGGAUGAGGAUAAAAAAUCUGAUGAAGAUGAUGACAGCAUAAAUCAUAGCAACGAUAGCCAGUAUCAUGAAGAUAACGAUUAUGGCAGUGACGACGAGGAUGACAGUGACUACACGGAUGAAGUGGCAGACAUGCUGUUUCCCAACAUCGAAGAUAGCAUCAACUUUGAUGUUGGUGCUAUGAUUAGAAGGCCAAAGGGAGGUUUUAAUAAAAACAUUGCUAUGGGUGAUAAGCGAUAUAAAGAGUAUCGGCGUGAAAAGCUUCUUACCACGAAAUGUAUCAAGAGGCUGUACAAUUCUAUAUUAAAUAUUCCAAAAGAUCCCGUGAAAAAAAAUCCAAAGGGUCUAAAAGUACCUUUGAUGAUUCAUCAGAAGCAUUCUUUGAAAUGGAUGAAAUGGAGAGAAGAGCAGGAGCCUUGUGGUGGCAUACUAGCCGACGAUAUGGGCUUAGGUAAAACACUUCAGUUGAUAUCACUUGUCCUGGAUGCAAAAAAUGAAAGAAAAGAAAAAGAAAAGGCUAGUGGAGCUCCUGUGGAAGACAGUGAUGAUGACUUGGAUGAUAAUUGGGGUGUUGUUCCACAUCCGCGUCAAGGUAAGGUCUAUAACGGCAGAACUCUGUUGAUCUGCCCUCCCUCUCUAAUCGAACAGUGGGAGAGAGAAAUUCAUACUAAAGUGCGUCCAGGGCUUUUAAAGUCUUACGUUUACCAUGGAGGUGGUAAUAAAACUAUCACUGAGCAAAGACUUGUAAAGUAUGAUAUAGUAAUUACUAGCUAUCACUUGUUAGCCAAAGAACAUGAAUUGCAUGUUGUACCCAAGCGGCACGUGGAUUCAAGACUUUACAAGAUUCAUUGGGAGCGGGUUAUUCUCGACGAAGCUCAUUUCAUACGCAAUCACAAGGGGAAACAAAAUACCGCUUGUUGCGAAGUAAUCGCGCGUAGCAGGUGGGCUCUAACUGGAACCCCAAUCCAAAACAAAGAGACCGACCUUUUUGCUUUGUUGAAGUUUUUAAAAUGCUCGCCCUUUGAUGAGCCCGCAGUCUGGCGCAAAUGGGUUGCCAAGUGUACAUCGAUGGGUAGUCAAAGACUUGUUGUGAUUACCAAGUCGCUGAUGCUUCGUAGGACCAAAGAAGAGCUGAUCACCCAAGGUAUGAUUGCAAACUUGCCGGACAAGAAAGUCCAUACUAUUGAAAUCGAGUUGGAUUCUGACGAGAUGAUGGUGUAUCAUAAACUAUUGAUGUUUUCGCAAACGUACUUUGUGGAAUUUUUGAGACAGCGCAAAGACAAAGAGUAUUUCAAACUCCACGGCUUUCAUCCCAAGAGUCACUCUCUCAUUACUCAAGAGGUGCCCGAGAAACUUCCAAAAUCUAUGAAAUUCUUACUAAAACAUCAUAAACAAAUUGAACCCCACUUCAUUCUAACACUUAUUCUGAGACUGCGUCAAAUGUGUUGUCAUGCUUCAUUGAUAUCUGUAAUGCUGGACAAAGAAGAUAUGGAGUUAUGUGGCUUUGAACAAACUGAGUCGGUAAAUUCUCACGUCAUUGAUGAAAUCAACAAAGUUAUUGCUGAAGAAAGCGAAGAAGAGAGCGACAAUGAGUGGUCCGAAGUUGACGAAAAAAUAGCUAAGAAUGUCUUGUCUAGAUCAAAUCCUGUCUUUCGAAUGGAUAGGCAAAGCUCCAAGGUUCGAGCUGUUUUGAAAAUCAUUCAAGAAGUUUUAGACAGAGGGGAAAAAGUUGUCGUAGUUUCCCAGUGGACGAGUUUUUUAAAUGUCAUUGCUCACUUCCUCAAUAAAAUCGAUGGUGCCAAUUAUGGCAGAUUCACUGGCCAAGUUCCAGUGAAAGACAGACAAUUCAUUGUCGACAAAUUGAAUGAUCCGGAGGAAAAACUCAACAUUCUUCUCUUGUCGUUAACUUGCGGUGGUGUAGGCUUGAAUCUUGUUGGCGCAAACAACUUACUCAUCAUCGAUCUCCAUUGGAAUCCUCAACUCGAAACUCAAGCCCAGGACAGGAUAUAUCGCUUUGGACAAGAAAAUAAUGUCAAAAUUUACAGAGUUAUAUGUUCUAAUACGAUUGAAGAAAAAGUUAAGCAACUUCAGGAUAAGAAACUUGACCUUGCAAAAAAUAUUUUAAGUGGAACCGUUUUAACCAACAUAUUAACAAUCGAAGACAUGAAAUUGUUGUUUUCCUAA
Copidosoma floridanum is the source of this 3178-nucleotide messenger RNA. Its product is annotated as transcription termination factor 2-like. Gene Ontology annotation, molecular function: ATP-dependent activity, acting on DNA; ATP binding. Gene Ontology annotation, cellular component: nucleus. Gene Ontology annotation, biological process: DNA repair. Lineage: Eukaryota; Metazoa; Arthropoda; Insecta; Hymenoptera; Encyrtidae. The record is from RefSeq and is a predicted model, not a curated record.